Molecule: messenger RNA, 1422 nt
Organism: Charadrius vociferus (killdeer)
Lineage: Eukaryota; Metazoa; Chordata; Aves; Charadriiformes; Charadriidae
Gene: CDK18
Product: cyclin-dependent kinase 18
Exons: 15
Coding region: 1-1422 (473 amino acids)
Biological process (GO): protein phosphorylation
Cellular component (GO): cytoplasm; nucleus
Molecular function (GO): protein kinase activity; ATP binding
Source: RefSeq, a predicted model, not a curated record
AUGAACAAGAUGAAAAACUUCAAACGGAGGUUUUCGCUCUCGGUUCCACGGACGGAGACCAUCGAGGAGUCGCUGACGGAGUUCACGGAGCAGUUCAACCAGCUCAACAACCGGAGGAAUGAAGACCUGGCUCAAGGGCACCUGCAACUGGGACAGCUGGGCAGGGACUUCCGAGCGGACACCAGCCCCAUCUCCCCCUCCGAGGCGGAAGGCCAGUCCCCGAUGGCUGUGCGCUACCGCAACAACAACCAGCGCCGCUUCUCCAUGGAGGAUGUCAGCAAGCGUCUCUCCCUGCCCAUGGACAUCCGCCUGCCCCCCGAGUUCUUGCAGAAGCUGCAGAUGGAGAGCCCGGAGUUCCCCAAACACCUCAGCAGGAUGUCACGACGGGCUUCCCUCUCAGAUAUUGGGUUUGGGAAGCUGGAAACCUAUGUUAAACUGGACAAACUGGGAGAGGGCACUUAUGCCACUGUCUUCAAGGGACGCAGCAAGCUGACUGAAAACCUCGUUGCCCUGAAGGAAAUCCGCCUGGAGCACGAGGAAGGGGCACCUUGCACGGCCAUACGGGAAGUGUCGCUGCUGAAGAACCUGAAACACGCCAACAUCGUGACCCUGCACGACAUCAUCCACACGGAGCGUUCCCUCACCCUCGUCUUCGAGUACCUGGACAACGACCUCAAGCAGUACCUCGAUAACUGUGGGAACCUGAUGAGUGUGCACAACGUGAAGAUCUUCAUGUUCCAGUUGCUGCGUGGUCUGGCUUACUGCCAUGGGAGAAAGAUCCUGCACCGAGACCUCAAACCCCAGAACCUGCUCAUCAACGAGAGAGGAGAGCUCAAGCUGGCCGACUUCGGACUAGCCAGAGCCAAGUCAGUCCCUACCAAAACGUAUUCCAAUGAAGUGGUCACGCUGUGGUACCGCCCCCCCGAUGUCCUGCUGGGAUCUACCGAAUAUUCCACACCCAUCGAUAUGUGGGGCGUUGGGUGCAUCCACUACGAGAUGGUCACCGGGCGGCCCAUGUUCCCCGGCUCCACGGUGAAAGAAGAGCUGCAUUUGAUCUUCAGGCUGUUGGGAACCCCAACAGAAGACACCUGGCCUGGAAUAACAUCCAACGAGGAGUUCAAGGCUUACAAUUUCACGCAGUACCGAGCCCAGCCGUUAAUAAACCACGCCCCAAGGCUGGACUCGGAAGGCAUUGACUUGCUGAUGAACCUCCUUCUGUACGAAGCCAAAGGCCGGAUUUCGGCGGAGGCAGCCCUGCGGCACGCUUACUUCAAGAGCCUGGGGGAGCGGGUGCAUCUCCUGCCUGACAAUGUCUCCAUCUUCUCCCUGAAGGAGAUCCAGCUUCAGAAGGACCCUGGCUACCGAGCCUCAGCCUUUCAGCAGUCAGCCCGAGGGAAGAACAGGAGGCAGAGUAUAUUUUAA